Messenger RNA from Cylas formicarius (sweet potato weevil), 1315 nucleotides. RefSeq lists its product as uncharacterized. Lineage: Eukaryota; Metazoa; Arthropoda; Insecta; Coleoptera; Brentidae. The record is from RefSeq and is a predicted model, not a curated record. Gene Ontology annotation, molecular function: transmembrane transporter activity. Bases 17 to 1243 code for a protein of 408 amino acids. Gene Ontology annotation, biological process: monoatomic anion transport; transmembrane transport. The transcript has 3 exons.
CAAAAAUAAUCUCGAAAUGGCAAGAAUAAGGUGGUUCACGCGUACGUCUCGCAUAGUAGCGUUGUGCAGUUUCGCAAAUUUCAUCAACAGCGCGGACAGGGUUAUCAUGCCCAUCGCAAUCGUCCCUAUGGUCAAAGUGUUCGGAUGGAGCAUGCACUUGCAAGGGUGGAUACUUUCAGCGUUCGCAUGCGGCUAUUUCACUAGCCAGAUAUUAGGUAGUUUUUGGGCAUCCAAGCUGGGAGCAAAAAACGUUUUGAUAUGUAGCGUAUUAUUGUGGAGCGUCGCAACUUUCAUAACCCCUUUUUUGGCUCACAGCGCAACGGCCCUCAUCAUGUGCCGUAUCGGGCUCGGUUUCGCUGAAGGCUUAGGACUGCCAACUAUUUUUCACUUGUUCGCUCACAGCAUUCCUGUGGAGGAAAGAUCUCGGGCGUUCUCCUACCUCUUGGCAUCGGGUUCCGUGGGUCAAACCUUUGCGUCCAUAUUGUGUCCUCACCUCGACUGGGAAGCCUGUUUCUAUUGGUUCGGUUCGUUGGGUUUCAUGUGGGUGAUUUUGUGGUACUGUUUCUAUCCUCGCGACGCGUUUGGCGGGGACGAAACCAUACCGCUGCACAUGCCCAAAGUGAUAUCGCACAGUAUUCGCUGGGCGGAUUUUAUACUGAGCAAACCGCUGUGGGCGAUAUACGCCGCGCAUUUCGCAAUGAACUGGUCCUCUUACAUCAUAAUGAACUGGUUACCGACUUACAUGAGUACCUAUUUGGGUGCCAACUCUCAUAGUUUAAGUCUCACGGCGGUACCCUACAUUGUCAACUCGAUAUUUGGUAUCGUUAGCGGCCACGUGGCUGACGGACUGUUGCUGAACAAAAGUUGGUCAGUUUUAAACGUCAGACGGCUAAUGACGUGCGUGGGUUUGGUCGGCCCCGCCCUAUUUCUUGCAAUAUUCGGUGUGGUCGACCAUCUCGCGUUUGCGCUGGUACUCGUGAGCAUCUCGAUGGGACUGUCCGCUUGCAAUUCCGCCGGCCACUUAAGUAAUCACGUCGAUGUGGCGCCAAAUCACGCGGGUACCACUUUCGCGAUCAGCAACACGAUAGCCACGAUACCGGGGAUAUUGUGCGGCCACGUGACCGCUAGUCUGGUCACGAUGUCCGACGGCAAAUGGCUGGGGGUGUUUUUAGGCGCGACCCUGUGCAAUUUGGUGGGCGCGUUCGUGUACUUUACCAACAGCGUCGCCACCCAAGUGUUGUAAAUAAAGUGACUUUUUCAUGUAUAAAAUGGUGUAUAUUUAUAUAGAGAAAUGAAAUUAAAAGAUGAUGUUUCA